GGGACGUAACAUAAAUCCUAAGCCAUAAAAUAAAAAAAAGAGAGAAAUGGCGAAAGAGAAGUAGUGGAAAUUAUACUUUUGCUAAGUAGUAGUAAAAUAUGAGUAUUAAUUUAGAAGAAAUGUAAUGUGAAUAAGUGUUAAUAUAUGUUGUUACACCAGAAUAUCUGUUUAUGUUAUAAUAUUUAGUUAAACGGUGUGCUUGGAGUAUUUAGACAAAUUUCGAAUGCUCCAUUUCAGGAAACUAUAGACGUUUUUGAUUAUUUUAAUUAUUGUUGGAUUAUAGGAUAAACAAAUAUGAAUAAUUGUGGGGGUGGUGCUGGCGGAAUACUAGGCUCAGGGGCGGCUCCAUAUGAUGCUAAAAUUGCUGGGCUGUAUGAUCUCUUAGACACACUUGGAUCAGGACAUUUUGCAGUAGUAAAAUUGGCAAGGCAUGUUUUCACUGGAGAGAAAGUAGCUGUUAAAGUAAUUGAUAAAAGCAAAUUGGAUGAAGUUUCAAAAUCACAUUUGUUUCAAGAGGUUCGAUGCAUGAAAUUAGUUCAGCAUCCAAAUGUAGUAAGACUAUAUGAAGUCAUUGACACACAGACAAAGUUGUAUUUAAUAUUAGAAUUAGGUGAUGGAGGUGAUCUGUAUGAUUAUAUUAUGAGACAUGAAUCUGGUCUGUCUGAAUCUCUAGCCCGGGAUUACUUUCGCCAAAUUGUUCGUGCAAUCUCAUAUUGUCACAGGUUACAUGUUGUUCACCGAGAUUUGAAACCUGAGAAUGUAGUGUUUUUUGAGAAAUUAGGUGUAGUUAAAUUGACUGAUUUUGGUUUUAGUAAUAAGUUUUGUCCUGGACAAAAAUUAGAAACAUCAUGUGGGUCUUUAGCUUACUCUGCACCUGAAAUUCUGCUUGGUGAUUCAUAUGAUGCUCCUGCAGUAGAUGUUUGGUCACUUGGUGUUAUAUUGUAUAUGUUAGUGUGUGGUCAGGCACCAUUCCAGGAAGCGAAUGAUAGUGAGACUCUGACAAUGAUAAUGGACUGUAAAUACACUAUUCCUUCGCACAUUACAAACUCAUGCAGAAGAUUAAUAGGCCGAAUGUUAGUACGAGAGCCAGAGAAACGGGCUACAUUGUCUGAAAUAGCUACUGAUCCCUGGGUAACAGCUGGUGAGGGUGUAACUGUCGAAGAUUUUGAUGCUCCUUUAGUGACAAAACAGGAAUUGACCGAAACUGAUAAGGCAACCAUUAUUCAAAUAAUGGUAGAGGGUGAUAUUGCAUCAAAAGAUUUAAUAUUAGAAGAAUUAGAAAAAAGUGAAUACAACCACAUUACUGCAACUUAUUAUCUACUAGCAGAAAAACAGCUUAGGUCUAAGAGAUUAGAGUCCCGACACAAUGCGCGGCGUCCUGACGCAUUGGCGGUGACGCGAGGCGGUAGAGGUCUCCUAGCGCCGCCGCAAAUAACCGCCGCGCCACGAACACCGCACGAUUUGCCACCUAGAUCGCGAAAGUGCAGUAUAGUGCGCGAGGAGGACGACGAUGAAGAUGGCGGCGUGGGAGGAGCUGGCGCGGGGGCGGGCGCGGGGCCGCACGACUCGCGCCGCGGCUCGCGCUCCGAGGGCAGGCUGCAGCUGGCCCGCCCGGCGCAGCUCGCAGACAACCUCACCAAGCGAGUUACCUGCAAUCAAACUGCGUAA
Molecule: messenger RNA, 1668 nt
Organism: Leptidea sinapis
Lineage: Eukaryota; Metazoa; Arthropoda; Insecta; Lepidoptera; Pieridae
Gene: Snrk
Product: SNF-related serine/threonine-protein kinase-like
Exons: 8
Coding region: 295-1668 (457 amino acids)
Biological process (GO): microtubule cytoskeleton organization; protein phosphorylation; intracellular signal transduction
Cellular component (GO): cytoplasm
Molecular function (GO): protein serine/threonine kinase activity; tau-protein kinase activity; ATP binding
Source: RefSeq, a predicted model, not a curated record